Molecule: messenger RNA, 516 nt
Organism: Laccaria bicolor S238N-H82
Lineage: Eukaryota; Fungi; Basidiomycota; Agaricomycetes; Agaricales; Hydnangiaceae
Exons: 2
Coding region: 1-516 (171 amino acids)
Molecular function (GO): arylformamidase activity
Source: RefSeq, a predicted model, not a curated record
AUGCAUCCCCUCGGCACCAGCGAGAAAGACGGCUACAAUACGCGAUUCGUGACCAUAGGAUCGCACUGCGGGACACACAUCGACGCCCCCUUCCAUUUCUUCGCGGACGCGAGACAGAAAAUAACAUGGGCGGAUUUGGCGGCCUACGCUGACCGGUUCCGCGUUGGAAAAAUUGUGUUGAUGAACACUGGCUGGUCAAAGUAUUGGGGGACGGAGGCAUACUAUAGUCACCCUUUUUUCGCACGUGAUGUUGCCGAAAAUCUUUUCAAGUUGGGGAUCACAGUGGUUGGGAUAGACACUCUGAACCCGGACGAGACGCCGUACGAAGGUGUGGGCGGAGAGGACGGGUUUGAGUUCCACAACGUAAUACUUGGUGGGGGUGGGGUCAUAGCAGAAAACCUGACAAACCUUUCGUCCCUCGUUGAGGGUGACGAUUGGGUGAUCAGCCUUAUCCCUCUUAAUCUGGAGGGAAGCGAUGGUUCACCAAUCAGAGUAUUUGCACGUCGAAAGUCAUGA